This is a messenger RNA of Pipistrellus nathusii (Nathusius's pipistrelle), 945 nucleotides long. NCBI's taxonomy places the organism in Eukaryota, Metazoa, Chordata, Mammalia, Chiroptera, Vespertilionidae. The record is from the annotation of a GenBank genome assembly.
AUGCUGCUCUCUGCUAGAAGAAGGCUGCUCACAGCUCUGCUGCAGGCUCGGCGCUGGCCCUUUCAACCCUCCAGAGACAUGAGACUGGUGCAGUUCCAGGCCCCCCACCUGACCGGACCUCACCUGGGCCUGGAGUCAGGGAAUGGCGGAGGGGUCAUCAACCUCAAUGCCUUUGACCCCACACUGCCCAAGACCAUGGUAGAGUUCCUGGAGCAGGGAGAGUCCACUCUCUCAGUGGCGAGAAGAGCCCUGGCUGCCCAACUGCCAGUCUUACCACGGUCAGAGGUGACCUUCUUGGCUCCAGUCACACGGCCAGACAAGGUGGUGUGUGUGGGCAUGAAUUACGCGGACCACUGCAAGGAACAGAACGUGCCUGUGCCCAAGGAGCCCAUCAUCUUCAGCAAGUUUGGCAGCUCCAUCGUGGGGCCCUACGAUGAGGUCAUCCUCCCUCCUAAGAGCCAGGAGGUGGACUGGGAAGUGGAGCUGGCCGUGGUCAUUGGGAAGAAAGACAAGCACAUCAAGGCCACAGAUGCCAUGGCUUAUGUGGCUGGCUUCACUGUGGCACAUGACGUAAGUGCUCGUGAUUGGCAAAUGAAACGCAAUGGAAGGCAGUGGCUGCUGGGAAAAACCUUUGACACUUUCUGCCCCCUGGGUCCUGCUUUGGUGACCAAGGACAGUAUAGCAGAUCCACACAACUUAAAGAUCUGCUGCCGGGUGAAUGGGGAGGUGGUCCAGAGCAGCAACACCAAUCAGAUGGUGUUUAAGACAGAAGAGCUGAUAGCCUGGGUCUCCCAGUUCGUCACCCUUUACCCCGGGGACAUCAUCUUGACGGGUACCCCCCCAGGUGUUGGUGUAUUCAGGAAACCUCCUGUCUUUCUCAAGAAGGGCGAUGAAGUCCAGUGUGAGAUUGAAGAAUUGGGUGUCCUUAUCAACAAGGUGGUGUGA